This is a messenger RNA of Suillus plorans, 953 nucleotides long. RefSeq lists its product as uncharacterized. The transcript is spliced from 3 exons. The record is from RefSeq and is a predicted model, not a curated record. The coding region runs from base 132 to 704 and encodes 190 amino acids. Lineage: Eukaryota; Fungi; Basidiomycota; Agaricomycetes; Boletales; Suillaceae.
UAUGGUGGAGUGUUGAAGAUCCACGCAGUCUUCGGUUAUGGGGAUCCCAAACAUAUAAUGAGCAGUCCAACCGCGUUUAUAAGCUGUUGCGCACAAUGCGCUGCUCCCAACGAUGAGAAUGACGUGUCCUGAUGCGCGCAGUGUGGAUGCUAGCGCAACGUUUUUCCUCUCCCGGGUCUACCUUUGACGAAUCUUCUCGUGGCUGGCAGAUGGCAUGCUGCAGAACACGCGAAUUGGUUCCGAAACAUCAUAUUGUAGAUGACGUCACGACUUACGGACGUGCUGAUUGGGCACCAUGGAUUGUGUCAUACGUAUAUAUAUUACAGAGGAUUCAGUACUGUUCGAUAUCGGAACUCAUGAUGUUUACCAUAUUCCUUGUCGCAGCAGCUACAGGCUUGGCGUUAAUCUUGAUAUCCCCAUUCAAGGCGACAGAGCCCUACCUCUGUCCCACGAGAACCUUAUUCAUCUUACGUGUUAUAGAGACUUUCCUAAUUUCAAUGUUCCCAGACGGCGUUGCAGUGGCCAGUAUCAGUGUCCUCGUGUCGCACUACACCGGAUUCAGAGGAUUCCCCAUCUUUUUGGCUAUCUGGGGUGUUAAGGUUACCUCUGACAUAAUCCAACUGAUUGAGGCAUAUCAGUAUCUUCUCACUCGUCACCAGGAGUUGGACUGGUUUUGGCGACAUUCCCCUGAGCUGCGUCUCUGAUACCCCAAUUUGAAAGCCAAGCUCUCAGAGUCCAAGCAGUUUCUCAUCCUACUUAAGAACCGGGUCAUAUUUGUCAUCUUACUCGAACAUCACGCCCUGCGUUUCCACGCGGAAACCCUUCUCAAGUUCAGCUUACCCAAUACGAUGUAGGGAUUCAUUUCUGGCUGGGCUUGUAGAGACUGUUUUUACCUUACCUUAUGUUGGCACUUUUGUAGCUUACAUAAGCAAGUUAUCUUUUCACCAGUUACC